AUGGAUGGUGAGUUUCCAAAAUUUCAUAUAAAUUUUGGAGACUCUCAAAAUCGUUCUAAUGCUCAGUAUUUUGAAAAUUCUUCGUUUUUUUCAAAUCCUAACCAAAAUCCUGUCACAAAUAAUCUUCAAACAUCACAAAAUACUGAAAAACAACCACGAGGAAAUAAUUGGGAUGCUGCAGAAGAUGUCGCUAUAAUGUCAGCAUGGUGUUUUACUAGUGAAGAUAAGGAGCGUGGAAAAAACCAAAAAAAAAAAGCAUCAUUGUGGGCACAAAUAAAGCAACUGUAUGAUGCCGCUCGGGUUGAAAAUACAGAAAAACUAAAUAGCAGGAACGAAGAUCAAACGAGAGGUCGUUUUAAACGACUUAGUGAAAAUGCACAAAAGUGGGUUGAUGUGUAUCGGGAAGCAUGA
This is a messenger RNA of Lactuca saligna, 411 nucleotides long. The record is from the annotation of a GenBank genome assembly. Lineage: Eukaryota; Viridiplantae; Streptophyta; Magnoliopsida; Asterales; Asteraceae.